This is a messenger RNA of Gloeophyllum trabeum ATCC 11539, 2628 nucleotides long. RefSeq names its product exocyst complex component Sec10. Gene Ontology annotation, cellular component: cytoplasm; exocyst. Gene Ontology annotation, biological process: Golgi to plasma membrane transport; exocytosis. The record is from RefSeq and is a predicted model, not a curated record. Bases 1 to 2628 code for a protein of 875 amino acids. The transcript is spliced from 15 exons. NCBI's taxonomy places the organism in Eukaryota, Fungi, Basidiomycota, Agaricomycetes, Gloeophyllales, Gloeophyllaceae.
AUGGAUCCAAACAUCGAGGAGCAUCUUCAGCUCAAGGCAUUUGAGGGCAAGUUCGACGUGAAGGACUUCAUUGGAUCGGUCUCCGAACGUCUCAUUACCCAGUCCAAGUCUGAUGCAGGCCCAUUUGACCCGAAACCCUUCAUCCGGACUUUCGAGGAGGCCGUAGACAGGCUGAUCAAAGUGCGAAAGGAUGUGCAGGCCCGGACGGAGCAGCUCGAGAGGACGGUCAGGACUGCUGAGCGGGAGUACUCCAAGAAGAUGGCGGACCUGAAUAAGGGCUUUGAGGCCGUCGGAAAUUCAUUCUCAGGUAUGGAGGCGCGCAUGAACGAGGUCGGACGGACAGCUAUCAGGAUUGGCGAGCAGCUCGAGUCCGUCCACCUCGAACGGCAACGCGCACAAGCCGCCUACGACCUGAUCGACUACUACAACCAAUUCUCUCGCGACGACACCUCCAAACUCGACGCUCUAAAGAAGGAAGGCAGGGAGGGGCGCCGACAGGUCGCUGUCAUCCUGCGCCGCCUGAGCACAGUCGCGAAGGAGGUCGACCUACCCACUGCUGAGAAGACAAGGGAAGCUAUCGACAAGUACUGCGAGAAGUUUGAAAAGGAUAUGCUGUACCUGUUCGAUAGGUGCUACAGGAAGGGGGAUCCGAAGAUGAUGCACCACUGCGCGCAAACUCUGCUGGACUUCAACGGAGGGGCAUCCUGCGUGCAAGUCUACGUCAACCAGCACGACUUCUUCAUCAACCGAAUACGAGAAACCACGACCAGCAACGAUACCAUCUUAUGGCAAGCGCUUCCCGAACCUGACAGCAUCCCGCCCAAGACCGAGUCCGGUCUGCUGGAGCUCUUCGCCGAGAUCCGCACGACCGUCGGCCAGGAGGCCCAAAUCGUACAAGCAGUAUUUCCCAAUCCUCCCUACGUCAUGCAAGUAUUCCUCCAACGCAUAUUCGCGCAAUCCAUCCAGCAAUACGUCGAGCAGCUGCUGAACAAAGCAGCGACGUACUCCGACCUCGCCUAUCUGCGCAUACUGCAGCUCGUGCACCUGCAGACCUCGCUCCUCGUCGAGGACCUCAAGUCGUACGAGCUGCCCUCCGUCACACCGCGCUCGCCCGUCGACGCAGCUGAGUUCCGCCGCUCGAUGCUCGCCGCGCCGAGCGCGUCGGGGGCGGCGGCGGCCACCACCGCGUCGCUGAGCUCGAUGCUCGAGGGGGUCAUGGAGGAGCUGUUCGUGCCGUAUACGGAGGGCCAGCGCUAUCUUGAGAAGGAGAGCAGGAGCUUGGGGGAGCUGUACUCGAGCCAUCUCGCGAAUUUCACGCGGUACCACGAGAAAUCACACAAAGGCCCUUCCUCGAUGUUCAACCGCAUGAUGAACCAGCUGAGCGCGGCGGCGAGCGACACCUCAACCGCUGGCGGUCUGACCUCCUCGUCCGCGCAGGCCGCUGCCUCGGCGUUUAUGCGCUUCAGGGGCAUCACCGCGGAGAAGAAGCAGGAGCCGCCCACGGAGGAGCCCCUAAGGGAGGAAGACGGGCAGCUCAGCAUCGAGGUCGCAGAAAAGAUGCUGAAGUGGCAUGCGGAGGCGAUUGGAAGAUGUGUAGAGCUUACGCCGAAUAAUGAUGUCCCGAAGCAUACAUUCGCGUUGUUGAGAGUGCUAGCGGAGGCGAUUGGCAGCGCCUAUAUCGAGACUGCGCUCGAGACUGCCCUUGCACGCCUGGAAGCCGCCGAUCCUAAGGCUGAGCCUAACCUGCAGCUCCUGUCCGUUCUGCGAUCGGUCGACCUCAUCUGCCACCUAUGGCAGCAAUACGUGAACAUCGCGCUGUUCCCUCUUGCAAGCUCUUCCGUGACCGUUAGGCGGGAGAUGGUCGUCUUCAAUAACCAGACGAUCAGCCGCAUCGAAGGGACUGCGAACACGUUCAUGCAGCGCAUUACCGACUCCGUCGUGUCCUGGCUAUCUGCUCAGCUGGCUAAGCAGAAGAAGAACGACUUCAAGCCUCGCAACGACGACUUGCGUACGUCGAACACAGAGCCCUGUGUUGCGUGCUGCGAGAUGCUAGAGAAAGUAUGUGAGGCUGCGAAGCAGAAUCUCAGCGGUAAGAAUCUGGAAGUGUUCUUGACGGAAGUGGGGAAUGCCUUCCACUGCUUGCUUCUGGAGCAUCUGCGGAAAUUCCCUGUCAAUGCUACCGGUGGUAUCGUCCUGGUGAAGGACCUGAAGGCAUAUCAAGAUAUAAUUGAUACAUUCUCCAUCCCUGCACUGCACGAGCGUUUCGAGUUCAUCCGUCAACUCGGGAACAUAUUCCUACUCGGCCCCGAUAUCCUCAAGUCUUUCAUCACGGACAGCUACCUGGGUCGCAUCGACACGGCCUUGCUACGCCCAUACCUCGCCCAACGAAGCGAUUGGGGUCAGUUUGGGAGCGGCUUCAACGACGAGGGUGAGGAUACCGUGUCUGGGUUGCCGGAAAGCAAGGGUCUUAAGGGGCGUCUGGGGGUCGGACGCCUCAGUAUGAUGAUGAAAGACCUGGAGGGGCUGCGGUUGGGCGAGGGGAUGACGAUGAAUAUGCCCAGUAUACCAAGUGGUUUCACGGGAAGCUUUUCCCUUUCAGCCAGAGCGUUUGGCGCUGCGUUACCCUAA